AGCGCCAUUACCCACACGCGUGUCGCGCUCCCGCUCCCGCAGAACAAAAAACCGUUUUUCUAAAUUAAAUCGCGUGUGCCACUCCAUAUCUCAACUGUGUACCAAUUGGACUUCUGUGAUUUAUUUACUGUUACACUGUGCUUGUUUUUGUAUGGCUGCACGUCGAUACUUCACACGCAUUUGACGGCACGAAAAAUUUUCAGCUGAACUGUCUCUACAACUGGUUGAAUCAUCAAGAAAUGUCGUUCCUCACUGAGUCCGAGCAGUACUUUCCCCCCGAGAAGACCCACUGAAUCUGCCAUGACCUCCGAAGAGCCUCUUGAUGCCGUCACCAAAAAAGAUCAGAAGAAGACUGACGACUGCGCGAAAUUCGCAGAAGAAAUCCCAGUCAACAAACGAGUCGAGAACGUUGAGGAUUCACGCCAGAAAAGGUCCCAUGAUCUUAUGAGAUUAGUUUACGAACUGCCAGAAGAAAUAAACAAACCAGAGCUUAUUGAAAACAACAAUAUGUUGAAGGAAAAUCCGCCAAUCACCAUCGUUGAGAUCACAGAAACUAAUGGGUGUGACGCUGAAGAGACGAGUGACGAUGUAUACUUAAAAGUGAUAGAUGGAAGUCCCGAGGACUUAGGAAAUAAGGUUGUGUUCGAUGUGCUAGCUACCAAUGAGUUAAUAAUGCAAUGUACUGACGAGUUUAAAGAAGUUAUAGAAAGGUCAUCACCUGAUGAGGAUGAUGACGAAGAACUAAACGAGUUAAAGAAGAUAUUAGAGAGUAAGCCGCGUGUUUUGGAGAGGUAUUUAAGGGAAUGUGCGUCUUCGGACGAAGUGAAUAGGAUUCAUAGUAUUACGGCAUCGGGGCCGCUGUCGCCUCGGCCACACCACGAGGCGAGGAGUACGUCCGUGACGUCAGACCUGUUCCAACUAUGGCUGGCAUCGUCUCCAGUUAAGCGGUCCCGGUCGCCCAGUGGAUCAGCGCAAAGGCAGCUGGAUGAAGCGGACCUGUUCAUGGACCUCAUCAAAGAUGUGGCCAAUGAGUUGGACAUCGAUGUGCUGUGCCAUAAGAUCCUCGUGAACGUGUGUUUGCUCACAUCGGCCGACAGAGGGAGCCUGUUUCUAGCCAAAGGCACACCCCCACACCGGUAUCUCCAGGCCAAACUGUUCGACGUUACAAGGGACACUGAAUUAAAAGAAGCCUUGCAGACGGCCAGGACCCAGGAGAUCAGGAUACCGUUCGGUGUAGGAGUUGCUGGACUGGCUGCUCAGACCAAACACCCCAUCAACAUCAAGAACGCUUAUGCUGAUCCCAGAUUCAACAGCGAAAUCGAUGCGCGCACAGGCUACAAGACGGAGCUGAUACUGUGCAUGCCCAUCUGCAAUUAUGAGGGUGAAGUGGUGGGCGUGGCGCAGAUUAUCAACAAGACUGAUGGCUCAAAAGAGUUCUCCCCGCGCGAUGUCGAAGUCUUCCGCCGGUACCUCACCUUCUGCGGGAUUGGGAUCCAAAACGCGCAGCUAUUCGAGUCCUCAAUCCUGGAAUAUAAGAGGAACCAAAUCCUCUUGGCUCUGGCGAGGAGUAUAUUCGAGGAGCAGAGCAACCUGGAGUGUUUGGUGACCAAAAUCAUGACGGAGGCACGGGAGUUGCUGAAGUGCGAUCGGUGUGCGGUGUUCAUAUUGGACACGGAUCAUUGUGAAUCGAGUCACUUGGAGAGGAUAGUCCAAAGGCCGGGUGGUAGACCUUCCACGACCCUAGCGCUGCCGCCACCAGCCCCCACCCGAUUCCACACGCUAUUCGAACUAGGAGCUCAGCAGUCCAGAACUACCCUCACUCCUCGGCAUGACUACCGGUCGACACUAGCAUCUAUAGCAUUGAAGGUGGCCCAGUCCAACAAGUCACUGAACAUAACCGACCUAGCUGACUGGAGGAAGGAAAACAAAAUGACGGCGUCCGACCCGGCGGCGGACGACGCUGCCGAAGUCAGGACGAUGCUGUGCAUGCCGAUCGUCAAUGCCAAUAAGGACGUGAUUGGCGUGGCGCAGCUUAUCAAUAAGGAAAAUGGCUCCCAAUUCUCAGACGGUGACAUCUCGAUAUUCGAGGCGUUCGCCAUCUUCUGCGGUCUCGGCAUCCACAACACGCAGAUGUAUGAAAACGCUUGCAAAUUGAUGGCCAAACAAAAGGUGGCGCUGGAAUGCUUGUCGUACCACGCGACGGCAUCCACCGAAGACACCACUAAGCUCUGCCAAGAUAUCAUACCCUCAGCAGAGAUAUACAAUCUUUACAGCUUCCAGUUCCAUGACUUCGACCUUUCUGAUGAAGAUACAUGCAGAGCAACGCUGCGAAUGUUCCUACAGUGCAACUUGGUUGAGAAAUUCCACAUACCUUACGAUGUCCUAUGCAGAUGGAUCCUAAGCGUCAAGAAGAACUACAGGCCAGUCAAAUACCACAAUUGGAGGCACGCUCUCAACGUCGCACAGACCAUGUUUGCGAUGCUGAAAACAGGCAAAAUGGAAAGGUUCAUGUCAGAUCUAGAAAUCCUGGGACUACUAGUCGCUUGUCUAUGCCACGAUCUGGAUCAUAGAGGAACGAAUAACGCGUUCCAGACAAAAACUGAGAGUCCGCUGGCGAUUUUGUAUACGACGUCCACGAUGGAACAUCAUCAUUUCGAUCAGUGCGUCAUGAUUUUGAACAGCGAAAGCAAUAAUAUUUUCCAGGCCUUAUCUCCCGACGACUACAAAGACGUGAUGAGGGUAGUUGAGACAGCGAUCCUGUCGACCGACCUCGCGAUGUACUUCAAGAAGAAAUCCAAGUUCCUAGAGCUGGUCGACAACGGGGAAUUUGACUGGCAAAGUCAGGAGAAGAAAGAGUUGCUCUGCGGUAUGAUGAUGACAGCGUGCGACGUGUCUGCCAUCGCCAAGCCUUGGGAAGUGCAGCACAAGGUGGCCAAGCUGGUGGCUGAUGAGUUCUUUGACCAGGGCGAUUUGGAGAAGCUUCAACUCAACCAGCAGCCCAUCGCUAUGAUGGACAGAGAGAAGAAAGACGAGCUCCCCCAAAUGCAAGUGGGCUUCAUAGACAUGAUAUGCCUGCCUCUCUACAAAGUGUUAUCAGACACGUUCCCAUGGAUUCAGCCGCUGUACACCGGCACCAUGGACAAUAGGCAGCGCUGGCAAGACCUGGCUGAGAAGGUGGAGAUGGGGCUGACGUGGAUCGACCAUGAUACUAUUGAUAAACCUAUAGAGGAGUUUACUGCAUCAAACGAACCCAUCAAAGACGUGGAGUUAACAGUGACUACCCUCAAUUGCGCCAAGACGGCGGCUGAGAGCAGCAUGGCGCUGGUGAAGCCAAUAAAGACUCCCUUCCAUUCCUUGAGGAGGGGCAAAAGCGGGAAUUUCACCUCCAGACCGGCUCGGAGUAAGCUUACCAGAUCCCUCUACGUGGUACCAAGCAGUCAGCGCGAAGGCGAGAGAGAGAGGCCGAUAGUGAAGAAACCGCCGAGUGCGGAGCCCAACCACACGAGCGGCGAAACCGAGACCAAAACGAAGCAUAAGGGCCGCCUCUGUCAUAUGUUGUGACGACUAAGUUUCAACUGGAGUAGCCAGAGCAGUACGGAAAAAGCCGACAAAGUGGACAGAGUAAAGCCGUCCAUAUCGAUCGACUAGUCCGCUCGGACGCUCCUUCACGUCUGUUAAACAUUUAGAUACUUGUACAUUUCGACUAUUAGACACUUUUAUAUUAGCUAGAACAACGUGGGAUACCUUUCGUUUCACUUGAACAAAAUUAUUAAAAAUACAUUGAAUAAUGCCAUCCAAAUUGUGAGGUAGAUAGAUAUAACUGUGCCGAUUGCGACUGAAAUCCAGGCACGUGAUUGGCUGUUCCACGGAAGGACGGUGUCAUGCCAAAGGUAUGAAACUUAAAUAAUAAUCUUGUUCAUUAAAACGAAUUUUCGAGAUGACACUAAAAUGUAAUUGUAGUAUUUUAAUCUCUACGUCGUCGUUCGACGGUAUGGUUUCCUGUAAAAUCUAGGUAAAUGUUUAUUCUAAUUAAUGUAUUAUUUACAUAGACUGUGAUCUAGUAUUACUUCACGAGAUUCUAUUUUAAAACUACUAAUUAGGACAGCCAUAGACUCUGCUUGCUAUUAAAUAAAAAGUUUUAACGAUUCAAUAGAUGAAAAAAAAAAUCUUAAAAAUAAACAAAAAUCUUCGUCUAUGGUCAACUAUUUUACUUUUAAAAUAGAAUAUUCGUCUCUUGGCCUGUGAAAUAAAGUUUAUGGAAUAAAACCGUAAGUAAUAAGUAUGAAUUAAGAGAUUUUUAAUAAGUUUACAUAAUAUCCUCGAUCAAUUAAAUUGUUGAUAAUUUAUUUCAAGUUUUACUUUGUUAAAGCAGAAAGUAUUAAUAUGAUGCUAGUCGUUUAGUUUCAAAUAAUUCAAAUUAUGACACAAUUAUUAAUAAUUAUUAUUUACAUUAUAUUUUUUCUGAGGCGCGUUGAACUAAUACGUCCAUACUGCUUAUGAAGCUAUUAGAAGUGCAACAUUUAGUUACAAUAAUUUUAGUUAUGCUUAUUUAUAAAAAAAAAGGUUGCGAAGGUUAUAAAAGAAAAAUUAUUUAUAUUUUAAUAAAUAUUAAGUAGGCUCCUUCUGUUUUAUGAUAAGAUUUCGUAAGAAGUGUAGGUAUUAUUUUAAAUAUUGAUUUAUUUUUGCAAAAAUAAAAGAGGAUUUGUAGUUGAUUAGUGAAUUUUGUUGAAUACGAUGAUUACUUACUAAAGAAGUAGUUUAGAAAAGUUUAAAGAUUGACGAGUUUAAAACAUUUCGUGAUUAAAUCUUCGCUAAGUUAAAUAAAAAGCAAUCAUUUUAAUAAAAUAAAGUUAAUUAAAAAUUGUAAUUCUUAACAAGUUCUUAAACCAAAACUAAACGCAUUUUACAGUAAUUUUACAUUUUAAAUUCUAUUUUGAAAGCCUUUUUAAUAAUUACAUGUUUUAAAAUGUGCAAUUUUUGCUGUUGUUAUAGAUUUUAACUUGUAUGUUAGAAAAAUGAUUAGGUUUUUUCAAUUCUAACUUAGCUGGUACUAGUCAUCGUUCUAACAUAUUGAGUUUUCAUAGAUUUCAGAUGUUGUGAAAUAGACUAUAAUAAACUUUGAAUAGGGACUAUUGUGACUGUAUUUAACUUUAUGUAUUCAAUUCUACAGAUUUCCAUCUCGUUUUCUUAUAAACUGUGUUUAAAAUUAUGUUUUCCUCGAUUUUUUUUUACUUCUGGGUAUGAAUUUUUUAUUUUUAGUUAGACGAUCAAAAUGUUUUCCUAAAAAAUGAGAGAUCAUGUAGGUAGUUUUACGAGCCCAAUAAAAAAAAACUAAAAAUAACAAAAAACAAAAAUCAAGUUUUAUUGAUCAUUUGAAAAUCAGAAAUAAUAACCCAGAAAAAAGAAGACGAACUCUCAAUGCUUUAUGCCCAGAAGUAAAAAUAAAAAAAACAUUGUAUCACAACCCAAAGAUAUCCGUUACGCUUAGUUAUAAACUAGAGUAAACCAAAAACAAGACAAUGAUAUUUUGUUAAGUUUUAAGAUAUUUUUUAACAAAGUUGUUGUUGUGUUUAACUGUGAAGAAUUCUAUUUUAUUAUCUGUCAACUCAUAGCUAAUGAGGAUUUAGACUGGUUUUCUGAGUGGGUUUCAUGAUGUAAAAUAUUAUUUUACAGAACAUAAAUUCUGAUAAACUCAUUGCACUCCUUUACGUCGUCGUGAAGUCAUGUAAAAAAAUAUACUACCUACCCGUAACUACAAUAAUAUUACUAUGUUAACGCAACACUUCAUCUCUUAGAUAGAAAAAUGAAACAUUGCUACCAUUCAUUUUCUGUCUCUACCUGUCAAUAUGACGAUUUCGUUGGAUGAAAAGAGAUCAACGUAUUCUAGUUAUUGGAAUUUUGUAUACCUACUGUACCUACUUUUUUGUGCUUUUUACUGAAAUUACUAAAAUCAUCAUGAAACCGUCAGAAAACUCAGUCGAUCACCAGUAAAUCUGUAAAAAUUACUCCUGGAUGUUUUUCGACGAAUUAAAUAUUGUGAAGAACAA
Molecule: messenger RNA, 6047 nt
Organism: Ostrinia nubilalis (European corn borer)
Lineage: Eukaryota; Metazoa; Arthropoda; Insecta; Lepidoptera; Crambidae
Product: cGMP-specific 3',5'-cyclic phosphodiesterase-like
Exons: 19
Coding region: 301-3561 (1086 amino acids)
Biological process (GO): signal transduction
Molecular function (GO): 3',5'-cyclic-nucleotide phosphodiesterase activity; protein binding
Source: RefSeq, a predicted model, not a curated record